Messenger RNA from Alosa sapidissima (American shad), 737 nucleotides. RefSeq names its product epithelial mitogen homolog (mouse) (gene epgn). Lineage: Eukaryota; Metazoa; Chordata; Actinopteri; Clupeiformes; Clupeidae. The transcript has 5 exons. Bases 137 to 628 code for a protein of 163 amino acids. Gene Ontology annotation, biological process: positive regulation of cell population proliferation; epidermal growth factor receptor signaling pathway; positive regulation of mitotic nuclear division. The record is from RefSeq and is a predicted model, not a curated record.
UAAAUUAUAGGGAAAACACAGGACUGACAUCUGAGAAAAGCCAGCAGCUGCCGGAAAAGACUGAAGUUGAGAAGUUCAACAAUUAAGUGCUCAGAAUCUCCAGUGAAUUUCUCAGCAAAUCUACACAGCACAAGCAAUGACUCUACAGACAUUUCACCUAUUUCUGCAGCAUGUAUCUGCGUUUGCUGCUAUGGCUCUCCUCAUGACUUUGAGUGGAGAGUCCACAGAGAUGCCACAGGGCAGUUUGUCUGCUGCACAGAACCAUUCAGCAACGUUGGAGAACUCUACUUCUAGCCAAGAACUUGAGAUGCCAAGAGUUCUGAAGUUGCAGAGAUCUUGCACAUCAGAUCACAAUGACUUUUGUAUGAAUGGUGAUUGCCAUUACAUCCCAGAUACAGACACACCAAGCUGUAGAUGCCCUCCCACACAUGUUGGGGAACGUUGUGAACACCUGUGGCUGACUGUAGACCAGCAGGGCCAAGCUAGUCCUGAGGAGAUCAUUGGCAUCUGCCUGGGUGUGGCAUUGCUGCUGGGCUGUCUCACUGGCGCCAUCUACUGUUGUGUGAAGAAAAGAUGUAAGAGGGAGUCUCUCCCAUAUAAAACCUAUGAUGGCAAAGAAGAUGUUUGACUGAACCCUACACUUCAUUUCACUUCACUUGUUUCACUGAACUUAUUUAUUGAUAAAUUAAUUGUCAUGUAUUAGAUAUUUAAUAUUUCUAAUAAACUUACUAAAUAUA